Messenger RNA from Mauremys reevesii (Reeves's turtle), 2040 nucleotides. It is a transcript of the gene MBIP, whose product is annotated as MAP3K12 binding inhibitory protein 1. The record is from RefSeq and is a predicted model, not a curated record. Bases 163 to 1176 code for a protein of 337 amino acids. Gene Ontology annotation, cellular component: cytosol. NCBI's taxonomy places the organism in Eukaryota, Metazoa, Chordata, Testudines, Geoemydidae. The transcript has 8 exons.
CCGGCCCGGAGCGGAGUCGAGGAUUGGCCCCUCCACCCGUCAGUCGGACCUGUGGGCGGGGACAGACCCGGCUCUCCGCCGCGCUGAGGCCGCCCGCGGGUCUCGUCAUCUCAGAGCGACGGCGGAGGCGUGGUCCCGGCCCCGGCAGCCUGGCCGGGGAUCAUGGCCGCUGUGGGGGAGUCCAGCCAGCGUCAGCCCGAUGCCCACACGCCGGAGACUCUCGCCGCCCCGGCCGCCCGGGAGGUGCUGAGCGGCGCCCUGCGCUCCCUGCCCAGGCUGACGGGGCAGCUUAACCUUGGAGAUGAUGUGGUGAAAAUUGUAAUCGAUUGGAGCAAGCUUCAAAGUACUUUGGCACUCCAGCCUACAUUGCUCUUUAGUGCACUUCAGCAACAUAUUUUAUAUUUGCAGCCUCUUUUAGAAAAACUCCAGUCAAUGAUUAAAGAGGACAAUAUAGUCCCUGUUGAAGAUGCAGAUAAAACAGAAGGCAAGAAGUUGGAUACAAAUUCAAAGUUAUCUGAUAGUACCUCACAGAUAGAAGAAAAAUAUACAAGUUAUGAUUCAGGAGAUCUGAAAGAGGCUCCUGUUAAUUUUGACUCAGAGGUGGUCCAGAUAAAAGCUGGAAAAGCAGAAAUUGACAGGAGGAUAUCAGCCUUCAUUGAGAGGAAACAAGCUGAGAUCAAUGAAAAUAAUGUCAGGGAAUUUUGCAAUGUUAUUGAUUGUAAUCAAGAGAACAGCUGUGCCAGAACAGAUGCAGUUUUCACACCUUAUCCUGGAUUUAAGAGUCAUGUAAAGGUUUCUAGAGUUGUGAACACCUAUGGUCCCCAGACUAGAUCUGAAGGAACACACGGGUCCAGUCAUAAAGCAAGUAUCCUGCUUCGUGACUGUGGAAACCAAGCAGUAGAGGAAAGACUGCAAAACAUUGAAGCUCAUUUACGGUUACAAACAGGUGGUCCAGUACCUAGAGAUAUUUAUCAGAGAAUUAAAAAGCUUGAAGAUAAGAUUCUUGAGUUGGAAGGAAUGUCCCCUGAAUAUUUUCUAUCUGUGUCUUGGCCUUCAACAUCCUCUGGCAAGGAGUUCCACAGGUUGUCUGUCAGAGAGAGAAGAGGCCUGGGAUUCAGCUGUUACCCUGGAGCACUGAGGGAGCUGCUGAUGGGGUUGAGAGUGAGGGUGUACUGAGUGGGCAAAGGAGGGAACCCUGCCUUGGCUGUUACUACCUGUUAAUUACCUUGGGAAAAUGUUUGUUCUUCAGUUCUCCUGCUCUCCCUCCUGUGUCACUAAAAUGGUCUGGCCCUCUCCCCUGGAUUUUCACUUCCUGACUGAAUCUCUCUCCUAAUGACACCAGCAGAAGAGGGAGCCUUCUGGUAGAAAGAGUAAAACAGCAAUACUUUAAAUUUUAAAUGCAGCCCUAUGUUUUUACUUGGAUUUCUCUGUGCUGUACAUGGAGCUACACCUUGAGACUAUUUGGAAAUUAAAGGUAGUGCAGGAGGGAGCUUUCUGCUUAACAUGUUGAGUUUCCCCACACAAAGUGCUUUGGGAUCUUCUUUGGGUACCAAUAGGUGUUUGGGUGGAAUUUACUGUAGCAGUGGUACAGCUAGUGUAGGUCAGUGCCUAGACUGCCAGUAGUAUAUUGGUACUGUGUCUGCAUGAAUGUUUGCACCAUUGAUACUAGCAGUGGUGAGAAACACUAGCAUGGACAAGGCAUCCACUAAAUAUCAAACUACCCUAUUAUCUCUAAAGGCAGCCUUCAUUUAGGAUAUGAUUCGGGUAUACAGGCUGUGCAGCUUAAAGAAGUUUGAGCAGCUUCUGGCUGUUCUCUGGAAAAGCAGUAGGUUGUUUGAUUUUUGCCUGGGAUUUCUCCCACCCCUAAAAUUCGCUUAAUUGAAGAGGAUUUCUUGGUAUGUAUGGAAUGAUGGUCAGUGUUCCCUUCGGUGCUCUGAAGACUUACUCCUGUAUCAGUGAUAAAAUAGAGCUUGUAGCUUCUAGACUUUGGGGGGAGGGAUAGCUCAGGGGGUUGAGCAUUGGCCUGCUAACCCCAGGGUU